Molecule: messenger RNA, 697 nt
Organism: Salvia hispanica
Lineage: Eukaryota; Viridiplantae; Streptophyta; Magnoliopsida; Lamiales; Lamiaceae
Product: dirigent protein-like
Source: RefSeq, a predicted model, not a curated record
AUGGCACUCAAAACCCUAACCUCCACCCAUUCUCUCCUCCUCCUCCUCCUCCUCCUCGGCUUCUCAACCGCUUCCACCCCUCGCCCCCACCCCCGGCCAUGCAAGCGAAUGGUCCUCUACUUCCACGACAUACUCUACAACGGCCACAACUCCCACAACGCCACAUCCGCGAUAGUGGGAUCGCCGGCCUGGGGCGACAGGGUCACCCUGGCCGGCCAGAACCACUUUGGGAACGUCGUCGUUUUCGACGACCCCAUCACUAUAGACAACAACCUCCACUCACCGGCCGUGGGGCGGGCCCAGGGAUUCUACCUGUACGACAAGAAGGAGAUCUUCACUGCGUGGGUAGGGUUUUCUUUCGUCUUCAACUCGACGCAGCAUAAGGGCUCCAUCAACUUUGCCGGGGCAGAUCCGUUGAUGAACAAGACGAGGGAGAUCUCGGUAAUCGGUGGAACGGGAGAUUUCUUCAUGACGAGGGGAGUGGCGACGCUCAUGACGGAUGCGUUUGAAGGAGAGGUUUAUUUUAGGCUUCGUGUUGAUAUUAAUUUGUAUGAGUGUUGGUAGAAAUGUUAUAAGUAUAUUUGAUGAAUUUAAGGUUUUUUUUGUUAUGUUUGUUUGAUUUUUUCACAUCAAAUUGUAACAACUCUUAUUUUGGCUAAAAUAAGGACAAGACAAGGCAAAUUAUUCAUGAUUUUUA